AUGACUUGUAAACAAAUACCGAACCGAUCUGUCACUUGAGUUUGUCGUCAGAGAAUUUAUCAUUAGGAGUCGCAGAUAUCAAUGAAUUUCGGCCGUAGAUACUGACUAAAUAAACGAAGUGAAAGUCAACCGAGAUAAGUUGUGAAGCACCAAAUGCAGACUUGGUCAUCCUUGGAAAUUGAAGUUGAAGUCUAUAAUUGUCAAAAAAAAGUUUAUUUCUUGGUCUUGUUUGGAACCUGUUAGGACUGCUGUCCAUUUUAUUUUUCUAGUGCAUACUAUUCCAAACAGAGGAAAAUCUCUUCAGAUCCUAAAUAGGAUUGAGUAUUGCACCAAGAACAUCCUGUGAUGAUGGAAGCUGAAAAAUCAUCAUCAUUGCUGUUCAUCAAAGAAGAGGAGGAGACUUUGGAGGAGGGUCUAACUGAAAACACAGGGGAAGGCUCUUCAUUUGCAGACCCCUUCUUAGAAGUCAAGGCAGAACCAGAAUUUUUUGACAAUGGUGAAUUUGAUGUGAACUGUUCAUCCCAGUCUAUUAAGUAUGAAGACAGUUCUCCAAGCUGUGAUGACCAAAGUGGAAAGAAGAUCUGUAUUGCAGAAGAAAAUAGAUGUGUGGGUAAAAGAGAUGCAUCUCCAAAGAGAAGCAACACAGCAGGGAAGCAAAUAACUUGUGCUGAAUGCCAAAGGACAUUUUCACAGAUGUGCAACCUGAAAUCACACAUGAGAACUCAUACUGGAGAGAAACCACAUACUUGUUCUACAUGUCAAAGAAGUUUUUCUCAAUCAAGUGAUCUCGCAAAACACACGAGAACUCAUACAGGAGUGAAACCAUAUACUUGUUCUAUAUGUCAAAGAAGUUUUUCUCAAUUAAAUAAUUUGAAAAAUCACAUGAAAAUUCAUACGCGAGAGAAACCAUAUACUUGCUCUGUAUGUCAAAGAAGUUUUUCUCAAUCAAAUUAUUUCAAAGUACACAUGAGAACUCAUACAGGAGAGAAACCGUAUACUUGCUCAACAUGUCAAAGAAGUUUUUCUCAAUUAACUAACUUUAGAAUUCAUAUGAGAACUCAUACGGGAGAAAAACCAUAUACUUGCUCUAUAUGUCAAAAAAGUUUUUCUCAUCAAAGUCAUCUCAAACUACACAUGAGAACUCAUACAGGAGAGAAACCAUAUACUUGCUCCAUAUGUCCAAAAAGUUUUUCUGAUUCAAGUCAUCUCACAAAACACAUGAGAACUCAUACUGGAGAGAAACCGUAUACUUGCUCUAUAUGUCAAAGACGUUUUUCUGAUUCAAGUUCUCUCACAAAACACAUGAGAACUCAUACAGGAGAGAAACCAUAUUCUUGUUCUAUAUGUCAAAAAAGUUUUACGCAAUCAAGUGGUCUCAGAUAUCACAUGACAAUGCAUACAUGAGAAAAACCAUAUACUUGCUCUACAUGUCUAAGAAGUCUUUUGCUUCAAGUGUUCUUACAAAACAUGAAAACUCAUACAGAAGAAAAACCAUGUAGUACCUCCAUAUGUCAAAGAAGUUCUCCUUUUCAAAGUAGUCUCAAAAGACACAUGAGAACUACAGGAGAGAAACCAUUCACUUGCUCAUUAUGUCAAAGAAGUUUUUCUCAACCAAGUCAUCUCAAAAGACACGAGAAUUCGCACUAGACAGAAACUGUAUUACCUGAUCUCUGUCCCAUUAGUUUUUAUUACAUGCUUUUAUUUAACUAGACUUCUGCGUCUGUCUGUCUUCAAAUCUUGCAACUCAAUUUUUGACCUGUUCCCUACAUUGACCUCACCCAGUAUCUCAGGAUUUGUAUGAAACUGGAUUUUCACAACUUCUAUAUAACCCUCCCCUCUUCCUUUCAAAGCACAUGAUCAAGUGUUAAUUUAGCUGUGUCCUCCCCCUCUCCUUCCCACUUUCAUUCCUUACCCCUUCCCCCAUCCCCCCUCCCCCUUCCGGAGCAUGCAGUCAUGUUAAUUUAGCUGUGUCCUCCUCCUCCUCCCUCCUCACUCUUCCCUCCUUCCCCCUCCCCCAUAAAUAGGUAUCAAUAUCAUUAACUACAUAAAUCAGUUACAAUUACUUUCAAAACUUAAAAGUAUAAAGUAAAAUUAUAUUUUAAAAAUUUAAACAUGUUUUAAUUAAAAUAUACCAAAAAUAAAAGAAUUUUUGGAAGCACACCAGGAUUUUCUUGCAAUUAAUCACAUCUACAAAAAUAAAAGCGUGGGCCCAAAGGUGGAAGGAAACGCUACAAGAAAUAAAAAAUAUAUUUCUUGUAGCAUUUCCUUCAGGUUUAGGCCCAUGCUUUUGUUUUUUGGAGACACGAUUCAUUGGAAGAAAAUCCUGGUGUGUUUCCAAAAAUAUUUUAAAAUUUUUAGCGCAUUUUAAAAGCAUGUUUUAAUGUUUUUUUUCGUAAUUCUGAAAUUCUCAAAAGACACACCGGAAGUUCAUUGUAGAGAGAGGGCAGUCUCCAGUCCUAAUGUCAAAAAUAUUGGAAAAUUUCAAGUGUUUUGAGAUGAAUCAUAAAAAUUCAUUAUAUGGGGGUCCCCCAAUUAAAUGUACUUGAUACUAAAAAGGUUUUUAUUAUUCCUCUGCUCUCAAAAACACUAUAGGAACCCAUGUUGGAAAGAAGACAUUUAUGUCUCAUGCAUGGCAAAGGAGAUAUUUUGAAUCAAGGUGUCUCAAAAGUUAUGUGAAAACUCAUACUAGAAAAAGUCAUAUAAGUAAAACCGUCUUAGUGUAAGUAAAAACAUCAAUGAAAAUUAGAUGCAGUUUUAUUUGAUUAAUAUUAUGUUUGUGGUUUUAAUAUUGUACAAAGAAUAUAAUACAGCAUUAGUAAAUCCUAUUGCUUUGCAAUAGCCCACUGGACACAGUGGACUGACUGUAUUACUGUAUUAUUCUGCUUUAGGCUAACCAGUCAGAAGUGUUGCGACAGGGCAUGUUUUGUAAGUGACUAAAUUAAACCUCAUUUUUUAGUGUAUUUCAAUGUAUAAAUUUGAGAAAUAUUGAUAAAAUAUCAAAAUACUUUAUACAUUAAUGAAAUCUUUCAUUUGACCCCAUUAAA
This is a messenger RNA of Macrobrachium nipponense, 3044 nucleotides long. RefSeq names its product gastrula zinc finger protein XlCGF17.1-like. The transcript has 3 exons. The record is from RefSeq and is a predicted model, not a curated record. Gene Ontology annotation, biological process: regulation of gene expression. NCBI's taxonomy places the organism in Eukaryota, Metazoa, Arthropoda, Malacostraca, Decapoda, Palaemonidae. Gene Ontology annotation, cellular component: nucleus. The coding region runs from base 346 to 1404 and encodes 352 amino acids.